Messenger RNA from Drosophila arizonae, 5001 nucleotides. RefSeq names its product Rho associated coiled-coil containing protein kinase (gene Rok). Gene Ontology annotation, biological process: mitotic cytokinesis; actomyosin structure organization; Rho protein signal transduction. Lineage: Eukaryota; Metazoa; Arthropoda; Insecta; Diptera; Drosophilidae. Gene Ontology annotation, molecular function: small GTPase binding; Rho-dependent protein serine/threonine kinase activity; ATP binding. The record is from RefSeq and is a predicted model, not a curated record. Gene Ontology annotation, cellular component: cytoskeleton; cytoplasm.
UAUACAUAUAUAGUGUGCGCCUGCCUGGGCUGUCGUUCACGUCUCUGCCAGCCCGCCCGCCCGCAUGUGGCGUUGGCUAUAGACGGCUGUCGAAGCUGUCGCUUAGGCAUUUGCAUCUGCUACUCCUUCGCAGACCAUUUGAAUCCUCAAGUGGUUGACGAAAAACAAAAACAACAACAACGAGGAAUACACGCAACAACAAUAAACCCGCUCGUGACCUCAUCAACAGUCCAUCACUAACAAGAACAACAACAGUAACAGCAACAAAAACAACAGUUAUUGCCCAGCUGGGCUUCAUCUUCAGCAACAAUCCUUGUGCAGUGGAGCAACGGCUUUUAAGGCGUACCUUAGCAGCAGUGCUGCUCUAACAUAUCCACAAUAAAGCCAAAGCAGAAGGCGAGGCGAAUUGCAUGCGGCAGUUGAAAGCCAGACGCAGUGGAAGAUUGGACAGGACGUUUACCAAUUAGUUUAGAAUGGAUGUGGAAAGGCGGCGUCGAGCGAAGGCGCUGGAGCGCGAGAUGCGCGAUCCGACCAGCAGCUGCAACGUGGACUGCCUGCUGGACACGGUCUCGGCUCUGGUCAGCGAUUGUAGUCACGAAUCGCUGAAGCGUUUCAAGAACAUCGAUCAAUAUGCAUGUAAAUAUAAGCCCCUGGCACAGCAGAUCAAUCAGCUGCGCAUGAAUGUGGAUGAUUUCGAUUUCAUCAAACUGAUCGGAGCUGGUGCCUUUGGCGAGGUGCAGCUGGUCAGGCACAAGUCAUCCAGUCAGGUGUACGCCAUGAAACGGCUAUCCAAAUUUGAGAUGAUGAAACGUCCGGAUUCCGCCUUCUUCUGGGAGGAGCGUCACAUUAUGGCGCACGCGAACUCCGAAUGGAUUGUACAAUUGCAUUUCGCAUUCCAGGAUAGCAAAUACCUGUACAUGGUAAUGGACUUUAUGCCGGGCGGUGAUAUAGUCACGCUAAUGGGUGACUAUGAUAUACCCGAGAAAUGGGCCAUAUUUUACACAAUGGAAGUGGUCCUCGCCUUGGACACCAUACACAAUAUGGGCUUUGUGCAUCGCGACGUUAAGCCCGACAAUAUGCUAUUGGAUAGCUAUGGCCAUUUGAAGCUAGCCGAUUUUGGCACCUGCAUGCGCAUGGGCCCCAACGGUCAGGUGGUGUCCAGCAAUGCGGUGGGCACACCCGACUACAUCAGUCCCGAGGUGCUGCAGUCUCAGGGCGUGGACAACGAGUAUGGGCGAGAGUGCGAUUGGUGGUCGGUGGGCAUAUUCCUAUAUGAGAUGCUAUUCGGCGAGACGCCCUUCUAUGCGGACUCACUCGUUGGCACCUAUGGCAAAAUCAUGGAUCACAAGAACUCGCUUAGCUUUCCCGCCGAGGUGGAGAUCAGUGAGAAUGCGAAGUCAUUGAUACGCGCCUUCCUCACGGAUCGGACACAGCGAUUGGGUCGCUAUGGCAUCGAGGACAUCAAGGCGCAUCCGUUCUUUCGGAACGAUACGUGGUCGUUUGAUAAUAUACGACAGAGUGUGCCGCCUGUGGUGCCGGAGCUGACGUCCGACGAUGAUACGCGCAAUUUCGAGGAUAUUGAACGAGAUGAGAAGCCCGAGGAGAUGUUUCCGGUGCCCAAGAGUUUCGAUGGCAAUCAUCUGCCCUUCAUUGGCUUCACCUAUACGGGCGACUAUCAGCUGCUGUCGAGUGACACAGUCGAUGCCGAAUCGAAGGAAUCACAGUCGGUGAACAGCAGCACCAAUGCAAAUAACAAUCAUGGACACACUCAUCGCCAUCGGCCGUCGAAUUCGAAUGAGCUGAAACGGCUCGAGGCGCUGCUCGAACGGGAACGGGCUCGCUGCGAGGCACUGGAGCAGCAGGACACGAGAUUGAGGCAACAACUGGAUUUGAUCACCAAGCGAGAGGCCGACCUGCAGCGCAUUGCGAGCGAAUAUGAAAUGGAUUUGACGCUGAGGCAGCACAACUACAAGGUGGCCAUGCAGAAGGUCGAGGUGGAGAUUGAGCUGCGCAAGAAGGCGGAGGCGUUGAUUGUGGAGACACAGCGGAAGCUGGAGAACGAACAAAAGACACGCAUGCGUGAUCUGAAUAUCAAUGAGAAGGUUCUCACGCUCGAGAAGCAGCUGCACGACAUGGAGCUGAGCUUUAAGAACGAAACGGAGCAAACGCAGAAGCUGAAGAAGCAGAAUGCCGAGCUGGGCUUCACGCUGAAAACACACGAGGAGAAGGUGCGCGACUUGGUCGAGCUGAAUAAGACGCUGCAGAAGGAGAAGGAGGAGCUCGAUCAGGAGAAUGCCGACUUGCAGGCGCAGGUGGCGCAGGAGAAAACGCUGCGCUCCCAGCUGAAGGUUGUCCACAAGGAAGCUGAGAACAAGAUGCAGACGCUGACAAAUGAUUUGGAGCGCUCGCUGCAGCGGGAGCAGAAGGCGCAGGAGGAUAAUCGUGCGCUGCUGGAGAAGAUUAGCGAACUGGAGCGAACGCAUGCGAGUCUCGAUUUUGAGCUCAAGGCCGCACAGGGUCGCUAUCAGCAGGAGGUGCGCGCGCAUCAGGAGACGGAGAAGUCGCGUCUCGUCUCGCGCGAGGAGGCCAAUCUGCAGGAGGUGAAGGCCUUACAGUCCAAGCUCAAUGAGGAGAAAUCCGCACGCAUCAAGGCCGAUCAGAAUUCGCAGGAGAAGGAGCGACAGCUGAGCAUGCUGUCCGUCGACUAUCGCCAAAUCCAGCUGCGUCUGCAGAAGCUGGAGGGCGAGUGCCGGCAGGAGUCGGAAAAGGUGGCCGCACUCCAGUCCCAGCUGGAUCAGGAGCAUAUCAAACGCAACUCGCUGCUCUCCGAAAGAAGUUUGCACACUUCGGAGGUGGCGCAUUUGCGUUCACGAGAGGCUCAGCUGCAGAAGGAGCUGGCGGCGCAACGCGAGGCUAAGCGACGCUUGGAGGAGGAUCUAACGCAGCUGAAGGCCACACAUCACGAGGCAUUGGCCAACAAUCGGGAGCUGCAAGCCCAACUGGAGGCGGAGCAAUGCUUCUCGCGCCUGUACAAGACGCAGGCGAACGAGAAUCGGGAAGAGAGCGCCGAGCGUUUGUCCAAAAUCGAGGAUCUCGAGGAGGAGCGCGUCUCGCUGAAGCACCAAGUGCAAGUGGCUGUCGCUCGCGCCGAUUCGGAAGCACUUGCUCGCUCCAUCGCCGAGGAAACGGUGGCCGAUCUCGAGAAGGAGAAAACCAUCAAGGAGCUCGAACUGAAGGACUUCAUAAUGAAGCAUCGCAACGAGAUCAAUGCCAAGGAGGCGACUAUAGCCGCGCUCAAAGAAACCGAAGCCGAUCUGCACAAGAAACUCAAAUCGAAGAGCAGCGAAUUGGACGAAAUGCUCGCGCAGCACAAGAAACAGCUCGAGGAGCUGCAGCAACAGCGCAUCGCCAAGGACGAGGAGAUCGCCAAGCUGGGCGAGAAGUGCAAGAACGAAGUGCUGCUCAAACAGGUGGCCGUGGCCAAACUAACCGAGGUCAUGAAUCGUCGCGACUCCGACUGGCCAAAACAAAAGGUCAAGGCUCGCUCCACCGCCGAACUGCGCAAAAAGGAAAAGGAGAUGCGUCGCUUGCAGCAGGAGCUGUCGCAGGAGCGCGAGAAAUACAACCAGAUGCUGCUUAAAUAUCAGGAUCUGCAACAGCAGGCCGUCGAGGAUCAGCAGGUGAAGCAGAAGAUGAGCAUGGAGAUCGAUUGCAAGGCCACCGAAAUUGAGCAUCUACAGAGUAAGCUCAACGAGACGGCCUCGCUGUCGUCGGCCGACAAUGAUCCAGAGGAUACUCAGGUAAGGCACACACUCACUCUGUUUUCUGCUCGGACUCAACUAUUUCUUCUCUCACUUACACAGGACUCCGUCUUCGAGGGCGUCUUGUCUGUGCCAAAUAAACAGAAUCGUCGCCGCGGCCAGAACUGGAAGCGACAAUAUGUGAUCGUCUCGUCCCGCAAAAUCAUCUUCUACAAUACAGAAAAUGACAAGAAUAAAACGACAGAUCCCGUGCUCAUACUCGAUCUAAGCAAAGUCUAUCAUGUGCGCAGCGUUACCCAAGGCGACGUCAUACGCGCCGAUGCCAAAGAGAUUCCGCGCAUCUUUCAGCUGCUGUACGCCGGCGAGGGCGCCUCCCAUCGUCCCGAUGAGCAGCUGGAUGCGACUCUGCAUGCCAGCAGCAAUGAGGAGCGGCCAGGCACCAUUUUGCAUAAGGGUCAUGAGUUUGUUCACAUUACGUACCACACGCCAUCGUUCUGUGACGUCUGCGCCAAGCCGCUUUGGUCCGUGUUUAAGCCGCCGGCGGCCUACGAAUGCAAGAGAUGCCGCAAUAAGAUACACAAGGAACAUGUGGACAAACAAGAUCCACUGGCGCCAUGCAAACUGCAUUUGGAUCCGCGCAGCGCACGCGACAUGCUGCUUUUGGCCAACACGCCCGAGGAGCAAUCUCUGUGGGUGGCACGCCUGCUCAAGCGUAUACAGAAGAGCGGCUAUAAGGCCAACUCAUCCAAUAACAACACCACAGACGGCAGCAAAAUAUCGCCCAGCCAAUCGACACGUUCCGCCUACAAGCCGUAUGCGCCGAACGUGCAACGUUCUGCCACGCUGCCGGCCAACUCUUCGUUGAAGCAAUGAAGCUCGUCUGGCAUAUACAAAAUUAGCUACAGAUGCAUACACUAUACAUGUAUAUUUGUAUAUGUAUAAACUCAUUUAUAUAUAUAUGCAUAUAUAUAUAUAUCUACACACAACUAAUUGGAGCAUGUGUGAUGGGGUGGCGCGAGGAAGAUGAUGCUGCAAAUUCAUUUCAAAUGUUGGAAAGAGAAAAACAACAAACAAGCCAACAACAAAAGGUUGUCUUCUAACAGAUUGUAUCUAAUGUUCAUACCAACUACUUAUAACUAAAAUAUCUACUUAAUUUAACGCUACAUAAAUGCAUACUACUACAACUACAACAACUACUACUACUACAUCGAUUCCGCGUAAUAUAUAUUCACAUAUAUAA